Molecule: messenger RNA, 930 nt
Organism: Scomber japonicus (chub mackerel)
Lineage: Eukaryota; Metazoa; Chordata; Actinopteri; Scombriformes; Scombridae
Product: tetraspanin-8-like
Exons: 10
Coding region: 136-858 (240 amino acids)
Cellular component (GO): membrane
Source: RefSeq, a predicted model, not a curated record
AAUUACAAUGUAGGCUCGUCUUCACUCUUAUUGUCAACGUUGUGAUCGUCUGUGGCGCAUUCCUGUGUGACUUCCCACUGCAUCUGAGGAAUCAGCUUCACUUCAUCUCUGAGAGCCAAAUACCAAAAGCUGAAAAUGGGGAAAAUUAAUGAAUGCCUCAAAAAAACGUUUAUCAUCUUCAACUCAGUGUUUCUGGGGUUUGGAUUUAUGAUGAUCUUUGGAUUAAUCAAGGCCUCUAUCCGCUCUCAUAAGGAGAUAUCGUUAGUUGAGGGCCAAGCACUCAUCUGGUUUGGGGUAUUUACCAUCUGUGUCCUUGCGAUCUCCUGCCUGGGAAUCUACGUCGGCAAAUCUGAGAAUUACCUCCUCCUCAAAGUUUUUACAGGUUUCAUGGUGGUUGGACUGAUCAUCAUGCUGAUCUUUGGCAUCAUUGUCGUUGUCGAGAGAAACAAGGUUAAAAGCAGCUUUACCUCCACCUCUUCUGAAUAUACGAAGCUUUUAAUGGACGACAACGAAUUCAGAUCAGCACUUCAUGAGAUCCAGCGAAGUGUCAAGUGCUGUGGAUUGACAAGCGCUGCAGACUGGGGUGAUGAAAUCCCCCGGUCCUGUGCAUGUGGUUAUUAUGGAUCUGGAUGUACAUCCAGACCUCAAGUAGCGACAGGCCCAGAUGAAAUCUAUGCUCAGACCUGUGGUGUCUUCAUCUUCGAAACGAUGGACUACGAAUUCAAGAUCGCCAUGGGCCUCUUCUUUGGAUUAGCUGUCAUCGCAUUGCUGGGCCUGCUGGUCUCCUUCCUGAUGAUCUAUCAAAUCAAACGUCAUGACAGCUCUGGAUCAGCGUCCAUUUCCAUGAAGGGCUUCUGAGGAUAACCUUCUACGCCGGAACUUAACCUCUGCACUGUAACAGUAGGACUCAGUGGUCAAAACAUGACCUUU